Pomacea canaliculata is the source of this 6058-nucleotide messenger RNA. Its product is annotated as phosphatidylcholine translocator ABCB4-like. Gene Ontology annotation, cellular component: membrane. The record is from RefSeq and is a predicted model, not a curated record. Lineage: Eukaryota; Metazoa; Mollusca; Gastropoda; Architaenioglossa; Ampullariidae. Gene Ontology annotation, biological process: transmembrane transport. Gene Ontology annotation, molecular function: ATP binding; ABC-type transporter activity; ATP hydrolysis activity.
GUUCUGACAUGCGACAAGUGCAGGUGACUGGAAUCUUCUCACACUUGCCGCAUGCUGUUCUUGAGGUCCGAGGACCGGACUGUCAAACCAAGCGGCAACAUUGUGGAACAUUUGUGUCCUGGUGUUUCCCACAUCGACACCGCAAGAAGCGCAGGUGUGAAACAAAAGAUGGGAGAAAACAACUGACUUCCAAUCAAGCUGUGACAUUACAAACACAAGAAAAUUUCAGUGGGCUGCUGCACACGGUUUCCAGAAAAGUAAAGUCAUCUUAGAAAGUAAUUCCCACAUUAAAAGUAAGCAUUAAAAAAAAAAAAAAAAAAAAAAAAAGAGACCAGCCGACAUGACUUCGAUAAACGCCGAAGGAAACACAAAGGUCGGAGGUCAAGAAAUAGGACAGUCACAAGAGGGCGCUGGAGAGGAUGCAUCUAUCGUCAACAUCGAGACUUCGGGGACAUCAGACAGACAAACAAUCACGGCGCACUGCAGUCAUGUGACCAAGUCACAGCACACCCACAACACUUCCACCGAUAACAAAAAGGCCCUCGGCAGUGACGUCAUUACAGCUGCUGAUGAUGGACAGACAGGAAAAGAAACUCAAAAGAUGGUCGGGGUGCUAACCUGUUCCGAUUUUCAGGGCCCUUGGAAAGGCUCAUGAUGAUUUUUGGUCUUUUGGGAUCGAUGGCUGCUGGGUGUGGACUUCCUGUGAACAUGAUUGUCUUUGGCAAUGUUGUUGACAUGUUCAUCGAUGGCAACGAGAUAGCAAAAGCCACCAACUGGACAUACGGCGAUGUUCUGAAGGAGAAGAUGGCCACCUACAUGUCACACUUUCUCUUCAUCACUGCUGGAGUGUUCGUGACCAGCACGCUGGCCGUGACCCUGUGGACGAUGGCCGGCGACAGGCAGACUGUCCAGAUUCGAAAACGAUUCUUCAGGGCCAUCAUGCGCCAGGACAUCGGGUGGUUCGACACCCACGAGGCCACCGAACUCAACUCACGCUUUUCUGCUGAUAUACAGAAGAUCAGUGAAGGACUUUUCGAGAAGGUGGCCAUCGUCGUGCAGUGGAUGACCUCGUGGCUUGUCUCAUACAUCGUCGCCUUUAUCCAGGGCUGGAAGCUCACUCUCGCUGUCAUCGCCUUCGGGCCUUCGAUAAUUGCCAGCGCUUUAAUGAUGAAACUGGUAGACAUGGCGUCCAUCCGGGAACUGCAGGCGUACGCCAAGUCAGGGGCCAUCGCCGAACAGGCCCUGAGGGCCAUCCGCACCGUGCAGGCCUUCCAGGGACAAGAAAAGGAACACAAGCGCUACGAAGACAACUUGGUUUACGCCGUGAAGGCUGGAUCCAGAAAAGGUGUUUACCUCGGCAUCGCCAUUGCCUCGUAUUGGAUGCUCAUGUUCUUCUCCUCAGCUGUUUGUUUCUGGUAUGGCAUCCAUCUUAAUACAGACGGGGGUUUUAGCCCCGGAGACAUUAUAACUGUCUUCUUAGCGACCUUCGCUGGAGCCGCGUGUCUUGGCACUGCUCUGACGAACCUUGAGAGCAUCUCCAGCGCUCGCGCAGCAGCCACCAAGAUAUUCGAGGUCAUCGACCGUUGGCCUCAGAUUGAUGUUAGUUCUGACAAAGGGGAAAAGAUAGAAAAUCUUCAGGGGCUGGUCGAGUUCAAGAACGUCCACUUUUUGUAUCCUGCCAGACCGGAUAUACCAGUGCUGAAUGGCCUUGACCUUCGAGUGGACCCAGGUCAGACUGUGGCAUUGGUAGGAGCCAGCGGAUGCGAGAGUACGAUUAUUCAACUCUUACAGAGAUUUUAUGACCCGGAAAUGGGGCAGGUCACGGUGGAUGGACACGACAUCAAGACCUUGAAUCUGAAAUGGCUACGAGACCAGAUCAGCGUGGUCAGUCAGGAGCCCGUGCUCUUUGCUGCCACCAUCGCUGAAAACAUCAGGUACGGCAAGCGUGACGUCACCCAGGCCGCCAUCGAAGCUGCCGCCAAAGAGGCCAACGCCCAUGGCUUCAUUUCACAGCUUCCUCAGGGCUACGACACGCUGGUGGGAGAGAGGGGGGCGCAGCUGAGUCGGGGGCAGAAGCAGCGCAUCGCCAUUGCACGCGCCCUCGUGCGCAACCCGCGCAUCCUGCUGCUGGACGAGGCCACGUCAGCGUUGGACCACGAGAGCGAGGCCGCCGUGCAGAGCGCACUGGAGAAGGUCCGCUGGGCAGGGAGGACCACGAUCGUUAUCGCUCAUCGCCUGUCCACCAUCAGGAACGCGGACAAAAUUGUCUCCAUCAGUGCUGGCUGCAAGGAGGAGGAAGGCAACCACCACAGUCUCAUCGCCAAAGGUGGACUGUACGCUCAACUGAUCAACCUGCAGUGCACAGCAGAAAAAGAAACAGGAAAAGGUAUGUUAACAACUUGGACUGAACUGCUCUGUAGAACAAAUUAUUGUUAUUAUCUUACAUUGUCUAAUAAACACUUCACUGUAGAAGAUAAAUUAGUGGCACUAUUAAAUUGUCUAAUAGCACUUCCACCAAGUCCUCUAGUGACAACAGGAACAGAGCCAAUAAUGUUGUCAAAGGUUGAGAACGUAAGAGACCUGGAUGUUCUAGAGGAUGAUGAUGAUGCUGCUGAUGGCGAGUCUUUGGCCGAGGAAGACUCGGACCAGCAGAAAUUGAGGUUGAGUCGAGUUUCCACUGUCUCCGGCCGGUUCCGCACUCUCAGCAUCCGCUCCAGCAAACGCAGCAUCAGCAGCGGGAGUCACGUGGGCAAAGACGUGGACGUGACUGAGAAAGAGGAAGAAUAUCCAUCCUGUCUAAAAAGAAUUUUGCAGCUCAAUGCCCCGGAGUGGUUCUUAAUGCUGGUUGGAUUUAUUUGUUGCUCAGCGUCUGGUCUCGGUCCGCCAGCUUUCGGUUUCCUUUCAACAGAAUUUAUCAGAAUCUUCGCGUGUACAGACAAGGAGGAGCAGUCGUAUCAAGCCAUGGUCCUGGGCAUGAUUGUCAUUGGCAUCGGCCUGGCCAUGGGAUUUCUUAAUUUGCUGCAGCACUACUGCAUGUCAUUGUGGGGGUCAAAGUUGACGGCUCGUCUGCGCAGUAGGACGUUCAAGGCACUGAUGCGACAGGACAUGAACUUCUUUGAUGACCCAAAGAACCAAGUCAGUGUCCUGACCACAAAACUCUGGGCCGAUGCGGCGACAGUUCAAAUGGCCGCAGGGUCCAAGCUGGGUCAGGUGGUGGAAGCUGUCUUCACGGUCGCUGCUACUCUGGUGAUCGCCUUCGUGUUCGGCUGGAAGUUGACUCUGGUGACCCUGGUCUUCAUACCUGUCAUGAUUAUCGCAGACAUAGCUCAGAGACAGCUUCAGAAAGGCAUGGCCAAUUUGGAGAAAUCCAUGGUGCAAGAUGCUGGCAAGCUUUGCUCUGAAGCUGUGGACAAUAUCCGUACACUGACAUCACUGAACAGAGCAGACGUGUUCAUUGAGAGGCUGGAGCUCAUCCUCAGUGCAUCGAACAGCCUCCCUCUGGCAGAAGAUGACGAAGGCAGCAGUCACUCACGGCGUGUUCUACGGCAUCUCCAACAGCAUCGUCUUCGGCUCUACGCCGCGGCCUUCACCUACGGUACGAUGCUGGUGGCCAAUGAAGAGAUGAAGUUCUUCGCCGUCUUCAGAGUCGUUAUUACAAUAGUACUCGGUAUCUCAUCUGCUGGCUAUCAAAGUUCCUACGGACUCUACUAUGUGAGGGCCAAGCUGGCUGCCGGCAGGUUGUUCGCCAUCAUUGACAGCCAGCCCAAGAUCGACAUCAAUAAGUCCGGUGGUCUGACACUGACGAACUGCAGCGGACAGGUGGCAGUGGCCGACGUGACCUUCUUCUACCCCACGCGUCCCACAGUUCGGGUGCUGGGUGGCCUGACGAUGUCUCUGGAAGCAGGUCACACCCUGGCGCUGGUCGGGAAAAGUGGCUGCGGCAAGUCUACAAUCAUUCAACUGUUACUAAGGUUCUACGAACCAGAUUAUGGAGCUUUGUCAUUGGACGGCGAGGACCGCAACCUUGACCUCCGGUGGUUGCGGCAGCAGAUCGGCCUGGUGUCGCAGGAGCCAGUUCUGAUGGACGGCAGCAUCGCCAGCAACAUCGCCUACGGCGACAACACGCGGGAAGUGCCGAUGGCUGACAUCAUCGCUGCGGCCAAGACCGCCAACAUCCACAGCUUCAUCGAGAGUCUUCCGCAGGGUUAUGAGACUAAUGUAGGCGACAAAGGGACACAACUGAGUGGUGGGCAGAAGCAGCGAAUCGCGAUCGCACGCGCACUCGUGCGUAACCCACGUGUCCUGCUGCUGGACGAGACGACCUCUGCCCUGGACACAGAGAGCCAGCGGGUGGUGCAAGAAGCCCUCCAGAAGGCAUGUGAAGGCCGCACGUGCAUCGUCAUCGCUCAGCGACUGUCAACCAUCCAGAACGCCGACAUGAUCGCGGUCAUAGGUCAGGGGCAGGUGGUGGAGAGCGGCACCCACAGUCAGCUUCUGGCCAUGAAAGGGAGAGUAUUACAACCUGCUGCAACUGAAGGACGAUGGCGAGGCCGACUGAUCACGUGCCAAGAUGUCGGCCAGCUCCUGACCUACCCACCAAGUCGCUGGCCAACAGGACUGUGAUUGUCGUUACGCCUCAGAAACUUGCAGUUUUCAUGCGCCAUUUGGGAAGCAUUUGUUUACAACACAGUUCAUCCAGAACUGAGAGAAUCCCGUUUAUGAUAUUUUUUUUAUCUGAAUCCUUUAACUGCAGUAAGAAACGCACUGUGUUUACAGGCGAGUGAAGUCAUUUUGAACUGAUGGUGGUGGUGGCUGAUGGAACACGUGUCCAGCGAUACACUAGCAAUGACAUCUGAGGCCACAGUGCAGGGGAGAUAACCUAGCUUUGAAACACGCUGAACUGUUCCUUCACUGUUAUGUCCCUUGCCAGUGGUCUGAUAAAGGCGAGUGGUCAUUUUGAACUGAUGGUGGUGGUGGUGGCUGGUGGCUGAUGGAAAACUUGUGUCCAGCGAUACACUAGCAACGACAUCUGAGUUGGCUGAAAGGCUGUGAAGCGGGAGCUUGCAACAUAACACCAUCUUUUAUUGAUGGGAACUGGGCUUGGUGCUGUGGACACGUGAUCACUGGAAGCGCAUUCAAAAACAUUUGUCAUCCAGACACGUUAAUUUUAUUUAUUAAACUUCAUAAUUUAUUCUUAUUCUCUUACUCUCUUGCUUCACUGCACUAUGUUUUAAGCUAUGCGUAGCUCAGAUAACAAGGCACAGACGCUUUUAUCUGCAGUUAAAAGUGAAAAAUGAUUCCCUUUCAAAAUAACCAUUCCGGUGUUCAAUAGCCGAGGGUCUAUUGCUUCAUAGAUAAAGAUGAAAGAUGAACAAGGACUGGUUUCCUCUAUGUUGAUAUGCUAUAAGCUACCAUAACACUAAUUUAGGUUGUUUUCCUUACUGGUUGUAUAGUUCUGGUACCUUGUGAAGUAAGACCCACUGAGGCCACAGUGCAGGGGAGAUAAGCGUGCUUUGAAACACACUGAACUGUUACUUCACUGUUAUGUCCCUUGCCAGCGGUCUGAUAGCAUGUCUAAAGUCCCUACAGCCUGAGUGAUUCGCAGAGAUUUCUUUAUUUUGGUGUGGCUGAUUAGUCCACUGAAGUUGCUGAUACUGAGGUAGCUAGCAAUGAAAAAAUGUCCUUUAUCAACGUAUUUUUCACUCUUUCCUUUUGUCUGUCUGGAUGUAAGUAAAUUUUUAGAAGGCGAGAAAGUUGUUUUCUUUUCUUCUUCUUCUCGCGUUUGUUUAGGAUCUAAAGCAGAACCUCAGGACAGCCAAAAAAGUUGUAUUUGUUUCCUUUUAAAGAGGAUAUUUUUCUUGUAUCUAGAGCAGAUAUUUGAAAUUUAUCCUUUACAGGUUGUCUGGUAUUUAAUCAUAUUAGGCGCCACACUGAAAGAAUUACUACGAUUAGCUAAAUAAACUCAGAUACACCAUGGCUGUAAUCACAGAAUGUUUGCUGUAUAAAACUAUUAGAACAAUAUUAUUCUUGUAAAAUAGUAUUAAACACAUGCGUUUAU